Molecule: messenger RNA, 3974 nt
Organism: Triticum aestivum (bread wheat)
Lineage: Eukaryota; Viridiplantae; Streptophyta; Magnoliopsida; Poales; Poaceae
Product: disease resistance protein Pik-2-like
Exons: 4
Coding region: 145-3828 (1227 amino acids)
Biological process (GO): defense response to other organism
Molecular function (GO): ADP binding
Source: RefSeq, a predicted model, not a curated record
GGUCCCCAAGGAGGAAAGUCGCCUAGUCGCCGCGCGCGUCGACCCAUAGCCGCCGUGACCGCUUCGUCGACUAGGCUGCUAAUUAGCAUACUCACCUGCCGGUUAUCAGCCACAACCAAUCCACGACUCACCGGCCGGUUAAUCAUGGAGGCGACGUCGCUGAGCGUUGGAAGGUCCGUGCUAAAUGGAGCGCUUAGCUACGCCAAAUCAGCGGUGGCGGAGGAGUUGGCUCUGCAGCUAGGCGUGGGGCGCGACCAGGCCUUCAUCACCGGGGAGCUGGAGAUGAUGCAAUCUUUCCUCGUGAUGGCGCACGACGAGGGAGACGACAAUAACCAGGUGGUGAAGACCUGGGUGAAUCAGGUCCGCGACGUGGCCUACAUCGUCGAGGACUGUCUCCAGGAUUUCGCCAUUCGUGUUGACAGGCAACCAUGGUGGCGCACCCUGAUACACCGGCACAAUGUGGCAAAUCAGAUGAAAGAGCUCAGGGCCCAAGUGGACGAUGUCAGCCAGAGGAACAUACGCUACCAGCUCAUCAAGGGCCCCUCAGAUGCUGCUUCUUCUUCCUCCUCCAAGCAGCCAGCAGCUGACAAAUCAUCAACGGCGUUAGUGUUUGGCAUCCAUGGUGCCGCGGAGCAGCACAAUCAAUCAAACAUGGAUCUUUCCGAGCUCCUCAUGGCCAGCUGCAAGGAUGAAAACUGUGUCCUUGCGCUUGGGGUGAUUGCCGUGUGGGGAACAAGUGCUGAUCUCGGGCAGACAUCCAUCAUCAGUGAAGUCUACGAGAAUCAAGAUGUCACAACCAAAUUUCCAUGCAGAGCUUGGGUUAGGCUGACACAUCCUUUUGAUCCAAAGGACUUCAUCCAAAGCUUAGUGGAGCAGUUUCAUCAUAGCACAUCAGUUGCUGCUAUGUUGGAAAUGGACCAGAAGGCGCCGCAACAACUAGCUCAGGAGUUUGAUGGGUAUGUGAACAAGAAGAGGUAUCUGAUAGUAAUCAAUGACCUAUCCACCAUUGAGGAGUGGCAUCGGGUCAAAAGGUGCUUCCCAGACAACAACAUGGGGUGCAGAAUCAUAGUGUCCACGCAACAAGCUGAAGUUGCGACCUUAUGUGCAGGGCAAGGAUACAACAUAUCAAAGCUCAAGCAAUUGUCAGCUCACCAGAAUAUCUAUGCUUUCCACAACAUGCGCUCAGAACAUGAAACAUCAGAUUUAACUGGGACAAGUUCAUGCUCAAAAGGAGACACUAUCAAUAGUACUGACAACUCAGCAGUGCCUAAUGGUGAGAUAACUGAGGAUUUAUCUGCAGACGGUGUUGAUGGAAAGAGCCUCACUUGGAACAGCAUAAUGGAAUCUCGUAUUGUGGGGCGAGCUCAAGAGAAAGAAGAUAUUAUUAUUAAACUAAUACCUCAAGAAGCCACUAAGAAGUUUCAGGUGAUCUCCAUUUGGGGAAUGGGUGGCCUUGGGAAAACCACUCUAGUGGAAGAUGUGUAUCAAAGCAAAGAACUCAGUGACAAGUUUGACAAGCGCGCUUGUGCCACAAUUUUGCGUCCUUUCAGUCUUGUAGAGCUCCUUAGAAGCUUAUUUGUGCAACUUGACACGGAAACUUCUGAGAAGAAGGCUGCCGUGGGUUUACCUGCAGGCCAAAGGAAGAAAUUACCAUCAUCAAUGACAAUUGCUGAGUUGGUCAAGGAGUUAGCAAUACUGGUAGAAAAAAAGAGAUGCCUUAUUGUUCUUGAUGAUGUAUCAUCUACUGCAGAAUGGGAUCAGCUAAUACAACUAGAUAGUUUCCUUAUGAUGGAAAAUACAAGCCGAAUCAUAGUCACCACAAGGGAGAAGAGUAUUGCUUUACAUUGUUCAGAGAAGAGACAAGAAAAUGUGUACAAGCUCAAUGAUCUAGGGUACAAGUAUGCACGUGAGCUAUUCAUUAAAAAGGUAUUUAAAAAGAUUGUAGAUUUGGACAAGCAAUAUCCACAGCUAGUUGAACCAACCGAACUGAUUCUGAAGAAGUGUGGCCAACUACCCCUUGCAAUAGUCACCAUAGGUGGCUUCUUGGCAGACCAGCCAAAAACUUUCAUUGAGUGGAGGAAAUUUUAUGAUCACAUCAGUGCUGAGAUGGAAAUGAAUCCAGAGCUUACAACCAUAAGAACCGUCCUUAUGAAAAGCUAUGAUGGUCUACCCUACCACCUCAAGUCUUGUUUCUUGUAUACAUCCAUCUUUUCUGAAGACCGUAAGCUUGACCGGAGACGCUUGGUGCUUCGGUGGACUGCAGAGGGGUACUCAAGGGAGGUGCGUGAUAAGUCAGCGGAGGAAGUGUCAGAUGGCUACUUCAUGGAACUUAUAGGCAGGAGCAUGAUACUGCCAUCUCAAAAAUCAUUUCAUAGUAUAAAAGGAAUUGAUUCCUGCCAAGUCCAUGACCUCAUUCGUGAAAUAAGCAUCUCAAAAUCUACGGAAGAAAACCUUGUUUUGAGACUAGAGAAAGGUUGUAAGCUGAAUAGCCAGCAGGGCAAUGCACGCCAUCUUGCUAUAAAUGGCAAUUGGGAAGGAGAGCAGAGUGAUUUUGAGAGGAUGGUGGACAUGCCCCGUGUACGGUCAGUAACAGUUUUUGGGAAGUGGAGGCCAUUCUUCAUGUCGGUGAAGAUGAGGAUGCUACGAGUUCUGGACUUGGAAGACACGACAGGUCUUGUCGAUCAUCAUUUGAAGCAUAUUGGGAAGCUUCUUCACCUAAUAUACUUAUCUCUGAGAGGAUGUGAAGAUAUUUAUCACCUGCCAGAUUCAAUUGGUAACCUGAUGCAACUGCAAACACUUGAUAUCAGAGGUACCUCCAUAGUGAUACUGCCGAGAAGCAUCGUCAAGCUUCGGAAGCUGCAAUAUCUUCGUUCCAGCAACCAGCUUACAUGGUGUCUUGGACCGAUAAGCAACUCUGAUUCACAUCCUUAUUUGAAGACAUGCGUGGGUUUUUGUAUUGGAUGUUGCAUACCUCGGGAAGUAAUACAAACAGAUGGCUGCAACAGGCGUGAUGUAUGCACCUUCACAUGGUGCGCGGCAAUCCCUUUUCUGGUGGGAGGGCAUGGCAAUGAUGUUGGCGUGAGGGUGCCAAGAGGGAUGAGGAGAAUGAAGGCCCUGCAUACAUUACAGGGUGUGGACCUGGUCGCGUCCGGAGGCAUUGCUUUUCUGCGGAACAUCAAAGGAGGACUCAUGGGCCUGCGUAAGCUAGGAGUGGUCCGCCUACAAGAGAAGCAUGCUUCAGAGUUUUGUGCUGUCGUUUCCAGUCUCAACCUCCUAGAGUCAUUGUCAGUGACUUCAGAGCGUGGACACGAUUUGCUUCUGGGUGGCAUUUCCUCGCCUCCAACUAACCUUCGGAACCUCAAGCUGGUAGUUAGAAGGUACUCCAUGGAAAGCAUGGCCAAAUUGCCGAAAUGGGUCAAGAAGCUUGAGAACCUUGUAAAGUUGAGGAUCGAAUUCGCAACAUCUGGCCAAGAGGAGCAGGAUGCUGCUAUAGGAGCCCUGGGGAAUCUACCAAGCCUAGCAGUUCUGCGUCUGAAGGUGUUUGCUUUCAAUGGUGAAAAACUACAUUUUGGGGCGGAGGAAUUCCGGAGCAUCGUCGUGCUGGAGCUUGAAUUCACAGAGAACACAAGGUUGGUUGAGUUUGAGGAGGGAGCAAUGCCCAAACUCCAGCAGCUUCUCCUCCAUUGUCCGGAUAUCAGGACUGAGUUUCUUGGAGUGGACUCUCUCGGAAGCAUCAAGGAAGUAGGGAUCACCGAGCAUCUUAUCACCGAGGAGUUGCGGGCCCAGGUCGCAUUGAAUAGAAACAAGCCAAUCCUGAAUAAAUUAUAAGCUCUCUCUCUUCAUGGCAGGGCAGGCAUCUGUUGUAAACGUAUUUGUAUUAUUAUUUUUUCUGUAUCUUAAUUUGGUCGAUACAGUAUGGGUACAUGUAUAUUGUCAUGGGUAGGGUAAUACUAAUACAUGCAUCCUUUUUAUUC